Molecule: messenger RNA, 3834 nt
Organism: Talaromyces marneffei
Lineage: Eukaryota; Fungi; Ascomycota; Eurotiomycetes; Eurotiales; Trichocomaceae
Exons: 4
Coding region: 1-3834 (1277 amino acids)
Biological process (GO): transmembrane transport
Cellular component (GO): membrane
Molecular function (GO): ABC-type transporter activity; ATP hydrolysis activity; ATP binding
Source: RefSeq, a predicted model, not a curated record
AUGGCCGACGAGCAAGAUCUACCCCAAGCCCAGGACAGGGAAGCAGAACGAGCCCCCAAGUUUUCCGACUACCUACGAGUCUUCACUUACGCAACCAAAUGGGAUGUGUGCAUCUAUACCCUAGGUUCUCUAGCAUCAAUUGGCUCGGGCAUCAUGAUGCCGCUAAUGAAUGUCAUUUUCGGACAGCUGGUAGGCCAGUUCACGGACACGAUCAGGGACUCAUCUACAAUCCAAGGCGACUUUCAGAAGCUUGUCAACAAACAAGUGUUAUACAUCAUGGGCCUCUUUUUCGGCCGCUGGGUUCUGAGUUCGAUCAAUCGGUUCUGUUUCAGGAUCAUGGGUAUCCGCCUCUCGGCCGCCGUACGCCUGCAUUAUCUGAACUCGUUGUUGUCGCAGUCAAUUCAAGUCAUUGACUCUAUCCCUCUCGGCGCGCCUGCUACCGCUAUCACUGCGACCACCAAUACAUUGCAAAUCGGCGUAUCGGAGCGGCUAGGGACGAUGUUGCAAUCUAUAAGCACUGUUUUUGCUGCUGUCAUCGUCUCGUUUAUCUGGAGCUGGAAUAUCACAUUGGUGACCUCCUCAUUAUUGCUAUAUGUGCUGGUUGUCUUGGUCGUGCUCUCGCCGCUGAUACUCAAGGGUUUCAAUGCUAUGACGAAAGCGGAUGGCGAAGGUAUAGCGCUCGCGAGCGAAGCUAUUGGAGGGAUUCGCCUUGUCGCUGCCUGUGGUGCACAGAGUCUUGUAGCCUUUCGCUACAACGAUCGUGUACAGGAGGCGAGGCGACGGGUCCAAAGUACGGCGCCAUUUAUUGGGCUGCAAUUAGGUCUCAUUUUCUUUGGCGUCUUUGGCUCAUUUAGCUUGGCCUUUUGGUAUGGUGCUCAACGAUACGCAGCCGGCGCAAUCAGUAAUGCUGGCGUGGUUCUUGUUGUCAUAUUGUCGGUCAUGAUGAUUUUCAUGUCAAUACAGAGCAUUUCGAUGCCGCUCAUCGAUAUUAGCAAAGCGAUCGUGGCUGCCCGCGACUUAUUUGCGGUAAUUGAUGCACCCCAGGCUGGAUCCGGCUCACUCAAGCCAGAUAUUUCUUCUCAGGAUAUACUGUUCGAGGACGUCAUGUUUGAAUAUCCGACCCGGGCUGGUGUUACAGUUCUGGAUAAAUUAAAUAUUUGCAUUAGGUCUGGUCAAAACACAGCUCUUGUCGGCCCGUCUGGAUCUGGUAAGAGCACCGUUGUCGCCCUCCUAGAGCGAUGGUACUCUCUGAAAGAUCCAUACCUUCAAUCGGGCCAACAACAAAAGCCGGCGGAUAAGUCAAAUGACGAAAGUGGUGAAGCAAAGACUGAUGUCAAACCCAAAAUUUCCGGAUCUAUCACUAUCGGAGGCUUCGACUUGGAUGAUCUCGACCUCAAAUGGUGGAGAGGUCGUAUCGGCUUAGUUCAGCAAGAACCUUUUCUUUUCAAUGAUACAAUCUUCAAUAAUAUCGCGAAGGGCCUCAUAGGUACCCAAUGGGAAGAUGAACCAGAAGAACACAAGAGAAAGAUGGUUCGCGAGGCAUGUGAGGAGGCCUACGCUGAUAAGUUCAUCACUCGCCUCCCAAACGGAUACGACACUCGUGUCGGUGAUGGUGGCACAAAACUAUCCGGUGGCCAAAAACAGCGUCUCGCCAUUGCUAGGAGCAUCAUCAAGAAGCCUCAGAUAGUCAUUCUUGAUGAAGCCACAAGCGCAAUUGAUGCCAAGAGCGAGAAGAUAGUACAGGCUGCACUUGACAGGCUUUCGAAAAAUCGUACAACUAUUACCAUCGCGCAUCGCCUCUCCACCAUUCAAAAGGCAGAGCACAUUGUGGUUUUGCGCAAUGGGAAAGCAGUCGAGCAAGGCACGCACCAGACUCUCCUUGCGAAUGAGUUGGGUGUUUAUAGUGCUUUGGUGCGGGCACAAUCGCUGCAUUUGUCUAAUGACAAAACCGCUACUGAGGCUGUAGAACUUGUGGCGGAUAAUCACAAAUUGGAGGAUGCUAGUACUAUUAUUUCUCACCCAACCAAAACCACGACCAGCCCGGAGACCGUCGAAUCUGCGGGAUACAUGAUACGAACCAUUGUCCAGCUCUUCAAAGAUCAGCGGGCACAGUGGCCUUCUUACUUGGGAAUCAUGGUUGCUUCCAUGGCAGUUGCCGCAGGCACGCCGAUCCAGGCAUGGCUUAUUGCAAAAGUCAUUGGCAUAUUUCUGUUGUCCGUAUCGGAAAUAAAGCAACAAAGCAACUUUUUAGGCUUGAUGUGGCUUGCUCUAGCCGGCGGCGUAGGUAUUGGAUACUUCUUCCAAUGUCUGUUCAGUGUGCGUCUGCAAUACUAUGUUAAUGCCAAGUAUAACUUGCAAUAUUUCAACGACCUCCUGCACCAGAAGCUCGGCUUUUUUGACGAAGAUGCCAAUUCUCACGGCACGUUGACUUCUCAGAUAGCGGGCGACGCAAAGCAGAUCGGGGAGCUGUUUGGCGUGAACCUCGCAUUUCUAUUUUCUGGGAUAUUCAUCGUAAUCGGUUGCGUCAUUAUCUCGCUCGUCUUUAGCUGGAAGCUUGGGUUGGUAGCUUUGUUUGGCACUAUGCCGAUUCUCUUGGGCACCGGUUUCUGGAGAGUCAGAUACGAGAUACAAUUUGAGGAGAUGAAUUCGAUGGUUUUUAUGGAAAGCUCACAGUUUGCUACGGAAGCAAUUGGUGCAAUUAGGACGGUCUCUGCGCUGGGGAUGGAAGCUUCAAUCAACGCCAGAUACCAGAAGCUUCUCAGCGGCCAUAUCCAAGAGGCAUAUCGCAAGGCAUUGUGGACAGCUGCCCUGUUCGGUUUUGCGGAUAGCGUUACGCUUGGAUGCCAGGCCUUGGUUUUCUGGUAUGGUGGAAAGCUUCUAGCUAGUGGCGAGGUGUCCCUGGAGGCUUUCUUUGUCUCUCUGAUGGCCAUGGUCCAAGGUGCAGAAGGAGCAGCUCAGUCUCUCGCGUUGACUCCCAACGCUACGCGGGCAGCAGCAGCAGCAAAACGUAUAUUUGACACCCACGAGUCAGUCGUGACCAGAUCCAUACAACUCCAUACCACCGACACGAUACCAAACACAGACGGCGGAGUCGAAAUAGACCUACGGAACGUAUCUUUCAAGUAUCCAACGAGAGACGUUUUCAUCUUCAAAGAUCUAAGUCUCCGUAUAGAAAAAGGGCAGUACGUGGCAUUCGUGGGCCCUUCCGGCAGUGGCAAGACAUCUAUAAUUUCCCUUUUGGAGAGGUUCUAUGAUCUGGAGCCCGGACAUGGCACCAUUCUAUGCAACGGCAUAAACAUCAAUGAUCUUGACGUAUAUGAAUAUCGAAAGCAUCUAUCGCUUGUAUCACAGGAACCGAUCUUGUUCCGAGGAACAGUGCGCGACAACAUCCUGUUCGGUAUCGCGAACCCAGACUCGAUUGCAGAGGAGAAGAUCCACGAAGCUUGCCGCAACGCCUUUAUCCAUGAUUUUAUCAUCUCCUUGCCGGAUGGAUACAAUACCGACGUAGGACAUAAAGGGCUCGCUAUGUCUGGAGGACAGAAACAGCGAAUUGCGAUCGCGCAGGCGAUGAUACGGAAUCCUAGCAUCCUCUUCUUUGAUGAGGCGACGUCGGCGCUGGAUUCUGAGUCUGAGAAGGUAGUGCAGGAUAGUGUCGAGAGUGUGAAUGGGCGAACUGUGAUUGCGGUGGCUCAUAGACUGUCGACAAUUCAGAAUGCGGACGUCAUCUUUGUCCUGGACGACGGCAGGGUGGUGGAGUCUGGGAAUCAUAGGGAGCUUAUUGAGAAGCGAGGCAUUUACUGGGAGAUGUGUCGAAAUCAGAUGUUGAAUCAGUAG